Prunus persica (peach) is the source of this 1214-nucleotide messenger RNA. Its product is annotated as putative nuclease HARBI1. Lineage: Eukaryota; Viridiplantae; Streptophyta; Magnoliopsida; Rosales; Rosaceae. The record is from RefSeq and is a predicted model, not a curated record. The transcript is spliced from 3 exons. The coding region runs from base 11 to 1084 and encodes 357 amino acids.
AAAUCCUUGUAUGGAUUCUCCACAAACAGGUAAUAUUUGGUUGAUGGAAUUAUUACAUGGGAAUGAUAGGCGAUGUCAUACCAUGUUGAGGAUGGACAAAGAUGUAUUUUACAGAUUAUCUAAUGAGUUGCAAUCUAAUUAUGGGUUAAGGGGUUCUAGGAAUAUGAAUUCCAUUGAGAUAUUGGGAAUGUUUGUACACAUGCUAGGACAUGGUGUGGGGAAUAGGUUAGCACAAGAAAGAUUUCAACACUCGGGUGAGACAGUGAGUAGAUAUUUUAGUUACAUGUUGGAUGUUGUAUGUCGUAUGGCAAUGGAUGUCAUCAAACCGAUGGAUCGUGAAUUUAGUGAUAUUCCACAAGCAAUAUUGGGAGAUUCUAGAUAUAUGCCUCAUUUUAAGGAUUGUAUUGGGGCUAUAGAUGGAGUACAUGUUCAAGCUUCAAUACCACCUCAAGAUCAAGUACCUUAUAUUGGUAGGAAAGGGAUGCCAACUCAAAACGUUAUGGCCGUAUGUAACUUUGACAUGCAAUUUAUAUUUGCAUGUGCCGGGUGGGAAGGCACUGCACAUGAUACAAGAGUGUUUCUUUCGGUUCUACGCAAUGAAAAUUUAAAUUUCCCUAAGCCUCCAAGUGGGAAAUAUUAUUUAGUAGAUGCAGGGUACCCACAGAUGAGAGGUUAUUUGGGACCAUAUAAAGGCGAAAGGUAUCAUCUCCCGGAUUUUCAUAGGGGAAGCCAACCAACGGGUUAUAAAGAGGUAUUUAAUCAUGUUCAUUCUUCUCUUAGGAGCGUUAUUGAAAGAACCUUUGGAGUAUGGAAGAAAAGAUGGAAAAUUUUAAGAGAUAUGCCUAAUUAUCCAUUCAACAAGCAAGUGAAGAUAGUCAUUGCUACAAUGACACUUCAUAAUUAUAUAAGGAGGCAUGCCCAACGUGAUAGACAUUUUGAUGCUUCAAAUGAUAUCUUAAGUGAAGAGAUAGGUGAGGAUGUUGAUGUACAACAAGAACUUCAUAGUCUUCAUGACAAUGGAACACAAGAGAUGGAAGCAUUGAGAAAUAGCAUCGCUACAAGUUUAAUGAAUGCAUCUAAUUAGCUUCUUUUAUAUUGUAGUGAUCUAUUUGGGCAUGUUAAAAUUGAACAAUUUUUGUAUAUUUGUUAUGCUAACCCUCUUCGAAGCCCUCAAAACACAUUGUUAUUAUUAAUAUAACAAGCAUUUAGAACUA